UCUGGGACUCUCCAUUCCCAAGAUCCCUGAGAGGAGCAGGCUCACCCAGCACAUAGCAUUGUUCCAUCUUCCUGGCUGCCCUUCCGGGGAUGUGCUAGGGGCUUGCCCUCUGCCCUUCUCCUGUGUUCCUGGCUGCCCUUCCGGGGAUGUGCUAGGGGCUUGCCCUCUGCCCUUCUCCUGUGUGUCUCUGUCUCCAUCUCCAUCUCUGGCUGUCUUUCCUUUCUGACUCUGGUGCCUGACUCACACACACACACACACACACACACACACACACACACACACACACGCACGCAGACACACACACAACCCAGAAGGACCUAGGACUGCAACGCUUCACCACGGCUUGGGACAACAGAACUGUGGGAUGUUGGGGUUCUGAGGGCUGCAAGUCCAAGGUCACAGUGCUGGCAGGGCUGGGUUCCCUCUGAAAACUGGCAGGAAAGCUCCAUCCCGGCCUCUCCUGGUUGCUGGGGCCAUCCAUGUGUGCCUCCCCGGAGGAGGGAUGCCAUCAUGCAGUUUAGGGGCUUCACAGCAGCAGAACCUCUCCUGACAUGACCAUCUGCAGACUCAGCUGUCCAGGAAGGCCACAACUGGUGACCUGAAGGUCAGGGAGGCCACAGGACUUUCUGGGUGACAGACACUACUGAGCAAGUGGUUGUGUCCCCACAGGAGAGUCUCCUCCAUUUCACAUACAUCACUGGCUAGUCAAGAGACAGUUUGUGCAAGGGCGGGCACACAAAAUAAACAGGCCUGGGCCACAUGAGGGACGUUGUAAACAGACCAGGGCACAUGGAGGGCAGAGUCACCUGCAGGAUCUGCAAUCACCAAGGAGUAAAAUGUGCAGCUAAGCCAGGACUGGGUGGUGCUGGAGUGGAGAUAUUAGUGACCUCUCAGAGUGACCCACAUUGUCCAAGGUUCAGCCUCCAGAGAAACAGGAUUGCCCAGGAAGUCUGAGGCGGCCUAGGGAGGUAGAGAGGUAGCCAGAGCCAAGCAUUCAGCACAUGGACACCUGGCCCGUCAUGCAUAGAUCUAGACCCUAUGUGGGCACUGAAGGCCCCAGGGUACACGCCUUCACCAGAUGUGGGAGAGCAGGAAGUCCCCCCAGAACUCCUUGCACCCUGUGCGUAUGCCCCCUUCUCCCUGUCCCCACCUCUUCCCGAUGUUUCUACCCCCACUGCAUCUUCUCCUCUGUCCCAGCGCUAAGUGGCUUCUUUAUCUGUGACAACUGAAGAUGUCUGGCCCUAUCUCCCUCCCUGUCCGGUUCCUCUGUGCUGAGGAAGUCUGGGACAGGGCUGUUGCGCAUGCACUUGGAGUUCGCUCUCCAUCUUUCCUCCCUUCUCUGCAGCUAUCUCGGCUAGGAUCCUGGUUACCAUGGCAACACUGCGGCUGUACCAGGUGGCAAUGGGGGCAGGGAGCUGGCCUGCCGCAGCCCGCCUUGUCCUAUGCCAGGCCUGCCAGGCGAUGGCUGGACUCAUUCUGGGGGCACUUAGGAACCCCAGCUAUGCAGGCCCCUUCAUCAUAAAUGGGGUAGGGGGUGGGAGAGGAUGCAGGAGACCAGGAAUGCAAAGAGGCAGGGGACUGUAGCCUCGAGGUGGGAUGAGUGAUGCCCAGGACAGUUGAGGUGAGCUCAAGGGCAAUUAGACUGUAGGGUGGGGGAGGGGACUCUGGCCAGGACUGAGGGGCAUGGAGGACUGGGGAAGACAGGACACAGGUGGGCAUGAAGGACCACAUGACAUUCCAGCCAGAUGAAGGGGUCUGCAAGGGACCUGGUGGAAGACCCAAGUUCCUGUCCCCACUUCUUCCUCUGUCCCAAGCAAAAUACAGUUUCCAUGACAACCUGCUGGCCAGCCUGAGGAGGGGGUGCUGCAAAGGGAUUUUUUCUACCUCAUGAGGCAUGGGAGAGUGUGGGGUGCACAGGAGGCAGUGUAGUAGUGGGCACACAGAGCCACAGGAGGCCUAGCUCCCAAGCCACCAUGCCAGCCAGCACAGAAGGGCAGAGGGCUCACAGAAAAGCACCCCCACCCCCACCAUCCUGCUCCCUCCCUCUGGCUCCAGUGGAGAGGGUCAAGGGUCAAGCUCCAAAGAUCAUUCACUGCUUAUGCCCAGUACAGAGCCCAGCAAGCACUGAAGAGCCCCCACAACUGGACACCGUGCUAAAGGCCAAGGCCACCACUAUGGCCCCUCUAGUCCCUCAGAAGGUGGGGAUUGUGGGUUAUGGCCGUCUGGGACAAUCCCUUGUGUCCCGCCUUCUGGCUCAGGGAUCAGAACUGGGCUUAGAACUUGUUUUUGUAUGGAACCGAGACCCUGGACGAAUGGCAGGGAGCGUGCCCCCUGCCCUGCAGCUCCAAGACCUUACUACCCUUGGGGAAAGGCACCCUGACCUUGUGGUAGAAGUGGCCCAUCCAAAUAUAAUCCACGAAUCAGGGGUACAAAUCCUGCGCCAUGCUAACCUCCUGGUGGGGUCUCCUUCAGCUCUGGCUGACCAGACCACAGAGCAACAGCUCAUGGAGGCCUCAAACCACUGGGGCCACACUGUGUUUGUGGCCCGAGGAGCCCUGUGGGGGGCUGAAGACAUCCGGAGACUGGAUGCAGCCGGUGGCCUCCAGAGCCUUCGAGUCACCAUGGCCACACAUCCUGAUGGCUUCCGGCUGGAGGGAUCCCUGGCUGCAGCACACAGCAGUGGGCCCCGCACAGUGCUCUAUGAGGGCCCUGUGCGUGGGCUCUGCCCCUUGGCUCCCCGAAACUCUAACACCAUGGCAGCCGCUGCCCUGGCUGCCCCCAGUCUAGGCUUCGACCGUGUCAUUGGGGUGCUUGUGGCUGACCUUAGCCUCACAGACAUGCACGUGGUGGAUGUGGAGCUGAAAGGCCCUCCAGGGCCCACGGGCUGCAGCUUUGCCGUGCACACCCACAGAGAGAACCCAGCCCAGCCUGGCGCGGUCACCGGCUCUGCCACUGUCACAGCCUUCUGGCACAGCCUACUGGGCUGCUGCCAGCUCCCCUCCAGACCUGGGAUCCACCUCUGCUGACAAGUCUUCUCCCCCACUGCCCUUGCUGUCACUUCGAACAUUAUAUGUCUCAGUAAACAUCAGAAUUGUG
Messenger RNA from Peromyscus californicus insignis, 3096 nucleotides. RefSeq names its product aspartate dehydrogenase domain containing (gene Aspdh). Gene Ontology annotation, biological process: NAD+ biosynthetic process. The transcript has 7 exons. The record is from RefSeq and is a predicted model, not a curated record. NCBI's taxonomy places the organism in Eukaryota, Metazoa, Chordata, Mammalia, Rodentia, Cricetidae. Gene Ontology annotation, molecular function: NADP binding; L-aspartate dehydrogenase [NAD(P)+] activity. Bases 1974 to 3026 code for a protein of 350 amino acids.